Dioscorea cayenensis subsp. rotundata (Guinea yam) is the source of this 1365-nucleotide messenger RNA. Its product is annotated as O-fucosyltransferase 19-like. The record is from RefSeq and is a predicted model, not a curated record. The transcript has 8 exons. NCBI's taxonomy places the organism in Eukaryota, Viridiplantae, Streptophyta, Magnoliopsida, Dioscoreales, Dioscoreaceae. Gene Ontology annotation, cellular component: cytoplasm. The coding region runs from base 1 to 1365 and encodes 454 amino acids.
AUGAACAGGUUCGCCAACUGCAAGGGAAGGGAAGGGAACGAAGUUGUUCUUGUGCGCUGCGCUGCGCUGCGUGGAGUUCCUGAGAUUUGGAUGAAACCCAACACCAAGGGCUAUUUCCAGUGCAUCCAACGCAGACAAAACAAUGCAUUGAAAAGCAGGGCAACAGAUGGGUAUCUCAUAGUUCAUGCCAAUGGAGGAUUGAAUCAGAUGAGACUGGGGAUAAGUGACAUGGUUGUGGCAGCUCAACUCAUGAAUGCAACACUAGUUCUUCCUUUUUUGGAUCAUGAUUCAUUUUGGAAAGACUCAAGUGAGUUCAAAGAUAUAUUUGAUUGGGAGCACUUCAUUGAUGAACUCAAAGAUGAUGUCAACAUAGUGAAUUCUCUCCCACCCAAUUAUGCAAACAAGAAGCCUCAUGUGAUGCCUCCUAUCUCCUGGUCCAAGGGUUCAUAUUACAAAGAUUUGAACAAAUUACUGAAGAAGCACCAAGUCAUCCAGUUCACUGACACUGAUUGUCGUCUAGCAAACAAUGUAGGCAAUCCAUCAAGGCAGAAACUAAGAUGCCGUGCAAACUACAAAGCACUUCGCUUCACACCACAAAUUGAAGAGCUUGGGAAAACUCUAGUUGAUCGGUUGAGAAAUCAGACCAAUCAUUACAUUGCACUUCAUUUGAGAUAUGAGAAGGACAUGCUUGCAUUCACUGGUUGCACCAACGAGCUGACAGAACAUGAAGCAGAAGAGCUCAGGGACAUGAGGUACAGUGUCAAGCGUUGGAAGGAGAAAGAGAUCAACAGCAUGGAGAAGAGAUUGAAGGGAGGCUGCCCAAUGACUCCAAGAGAAGCUGCUGUUUUUCUCAAAGCGAUGGACUAUCCUUCCACAACUAAUAUCUACAUCGUAGCAGGGGAAAUCUAUGGGAAGAAUGGCCUGAAUGCUCUCAAGGCUGAAUACCCCAACAUUCAUACACACAAUAGCUUGGCAACACCUGAAGAAAUUGAGAGUCUGGAGAUGUACCAUAAUCGCCUGGCCGCACUGGACUACAUUAUGGCCCUCAAGAGUGAUGUUUUCGUGUAUACAUACGAUGGCAACAUGGCCAAAGCAGUGAAGGGACACAGGAUGUUUGAAGGAUUUCUCAAGACCAUCAGUCCUGACAGACAAGAGUUUGUGCAUCUUAUUGACCAGAUGGAUGCUGGUGAAAUGACUUGGAUGGAAUUCAAACAGAGGGUGAAGGAGUUUCAUGCUGAUCAUCUUGGAGGUCCCUGCGCGAGAAAAGCGGGAGCUUUGCCGAAGCUGGAAGAGUAUUUCUAUGCAAACCCUCUUCCUGGCUGCUUAUGCAAAUCAAAAGACAACAACUUGAAAGCCAUUUUGUGA